GCAUUCCCCCGCAAGCCGGGAAGGAGAUGGGAUGGAAGAGUUCUCUGCAGCAGACUCUCUGCCCAGACCACCCAACACAGCUUUUGCAAGGUAGACUGUGAAUUCCUUUUUGUGGUUACCCCCCACCCACCCCAGUAUGUCUCAGUGGAAUCAAGUCCAGCAACUGGAAACAAAAUUUUUGGAGCAGAUAGACCAGAUUUAUGACGAUAAAUUUCCCAUGGAAGUCCGACACCUAUUAGCACAAUGGAUUGAAAACCAGGACUGGGAAAAUGCAUAUAGCAAUGAACCUAUGGCAGCCAUCCUCUUGCAGAACUUGCUAAUAAAACUGGAUGAACACUUAGACCGUGUUUCCCAAGAGAAGAACCUGCUCUUGAUACACAACCUGAAGAGAAUCAGAAAAGUUCUUCAGGGGAAAUAUCAGGGCAAUCCCAUGCACAUGGCUCUGGUUGUUUCAAACUGCUUAAGAGAAGAAAGAAGAGUAUUGGCUGCAGCCAGCAUGCCUGUCCAGGGACCACUAGGAAGGUCACUACAGAACUCCUUGGUUUCAGAAAGACAGAGAAAUGCAGAGCACAAGGUUUCUGCUAUUAAGAACAGUGCACAGAUGACUGAACAAGAUGUCAAAUAUUUAGAAGACUUGCAAGAGGAGUUUGACUUCAGGUAUAAAACAAUGCAGAGCAUAGAACAGAAUGACAAAAACAGUAUUGCCAUGAAGCAGGAGAUGCUGAUGUUGCAGGAAAUGCUCAAUACCUUAGACUACAGGAGGAAGGAAGUUCUCAGUAAGAUGGCACAAGUAAUAAAGGAAGUUGAAGCCUUGGUGAAUAAUAUGUUAACAGAGGAAUUAUUGGAUUGGAAGAGGCGGCAACAAAUUGCCUGCAUUGGAGGCCCUCUUUAUAGUGGGCUUGAUCAGCUGCAAAACUGUUUCACACUAUUGGCAGAGAGUCUCUUUCAAAUAAGAAGGCAACUGGAAAAGCUGGAUGAGCUUUCGGUCAAACUCACUUAUGAGGGAGACCCCAUUCCACUGCAAAGACCUCACUUGUUGGAAAGAGUGAACUUUUUGCUUUACAGCCUUUUCCAGAGUUCUUUUGUAGUUGAGAGACAGCCCUGCAUGCCAACCCAUCCUCAGAGGCCUUUGGUUCUUAAAACUUUAAUACAGUUUACUGUUAAACUUAGGCUACUUAUUAAACUGCCAGAGCUGAACUACCAGAUCAGAGUGAAAGCUACUAUUGACAAGAAUGCUUCUGUUGUAAGCAACCGCAGAUUUGUUCUUUGUGGCACUCAUGUCAAAGCAAUGAACAUGGAUGAAUCUGCUAAUGGGAGCCUUUCUGUAGAAUUUCGACAUUUGCAACCAAAAGAAAUGAAAUCAUGUGCUGGAAACAAGGGAAAUGAGGGCCCUCAAAUGGUAACUGAAGAGCUGCACUCUAUCAGCUUUGAAACACAGGUCUGCUUAUAUGGAUUGACCAUAGACUUGGAAACAAGUUCUUUGCCAGUAGUGAUGAUUUCUAAUGUUAGCCAAUUGCCUAAUGCUUGGGCUUCUAUUAUUUGGUACAACUUGUCAACAAAUGAACCCCAGAACUUGGCUUUUUUUAAUAACCCACCACCUAUCACUUUAAGUCAGCUCUUGGAAGUGCUGAGCUGGCAGUUUUCAUCAUACGUUGGCCGUGGACUAAAUUCUGAUCAACUUGGCAUGCUGGCAGAAAAACUUAUAGGUCUGCGAGUUAGUUAUAGCGACCAUCAGCUUUCCUGGUCAAAGUUUUGUAAGGAACACUUGCCUGGUAAAUCAUUUACAUUUUGGAUUUGGCUUGAAGCAAUCUUGGAUCUAAUUAAAAAGCACAUUCUUCCUCUUUGGAUUGAUGGAUGUAUAAUGGGUUUUGUGAGCAAAGAGAAGGAACGGAGCUUGCUCAAGGACAAGAUGCCUGGAACAUUUUUAUUGAGGUUUAGUGAAAGCAACUUAGGAGGGAUUACUUUUACCUGGGUAAACCAGUCAGAAAAUGGAGAAGUGCAUUUCCAUUCAGUUGAACCAUAUAACAAGGGUCGUUUAACUGCACUGCCAUUUGCGGACAUUUUACGAGAUUACAAAGUUAUUAUGGCAGAUAAUGUUCCUGAAAAUCCACUGAAGUAUCUUUAUCCUGAUAUGCCCAAAGAUCAAGUCUUUGGAAAACACUACAGCUCUCAGUCAAAUGAAGUAUCAAGACCUAUGGAAGGAGGAACCAAAGGUUACGUUCCGUCUGUAUUUAUUCCAGUCUCCAAAAUCCUGAAUGAUUCCACAGAUCCACCUUCUCCAUCAGACCUUCUCCCUAUGUCUCCAAGUGUCUACGCUGUCUUGAGAGAACACCUAAAUCCUACUGUUAUGGAGACUGCUUUGAGUUCUCCUUAUUCAUCUGACUGACAUUCAGAUUGUGAAGAAUCUAAAGUGCAGAUUUCUUUUUUGAAAAUAUCCUAAAAGAAUAUUUUUCUUGUUUUCCUUGUAAAUAUGUGUUUCCUGGAGACAAACACAGUUCUCUUCCUGGGUCUAGCUCUGUUUUCAUAACUUGUUUAAAUCCAUACAUAGAAACUAAGGUGGUCAGAGCAGGAUUUAAGAUCUUUGACAAGGAAAUAGUGGCAAGGAAAAAUGAGGAAACUGAUGUAUUACUGACAAGCUAGGCAUAAAUUAGGUGUACUGGGAUUAAUAAUCUUACUCCAGUGCCUACUGUAGCUCUAUCAAUACAUUAUGGACAAUAAUGGUUGAACUUCUGUGAAUUUACAUCUUUGUGAAUUUACGUCUAUUUACAUUCUUGUAAAUAGAAGUUGUAUAGAAUUACAACAUCUCCUUUCCAAACAUUGAUCCUUUCUGGAUCCUAAUCUAAAACAUAUGGCCACCGUUCCAGAAUCCAUACUUUCAAUUAAUCUUAUGAAUCACAUGCAUCAACAAAUGUUCUAUAUUUCCACAAUCUCUUUAUUUUUGUGAUAUUUAAAUUCUUUACACAAAACCAUCAUUUUAUAUUUAAAUAUUUUAAACAGUGAUGCAGUGGAAUCCUGAACAGACCAUGUGUGAAAACAACUGUUCAAGCAGCCUUAAAACAACAAUACAACAGCUGAUACGCAGACUAACAAAGCACUAGGGAUGUGCACAAUGUUAAUCUGGAUGUCAGCCUCUGAAUUUCUCUGUGGAUUUAGGAUGUGUCUAGCAAUCUCAAUAACUGAUUUUGUGCUUAAAGUUACAACAAGGCAUUUAUUUUAAAUAAAAGCAUUUUAACUUA
Molecule: messenger RNA, 3236 nt
Organism: Hemicordylus capensis (graceful crag lizard)
Lineage: Eukaryota; Metazoa; Chordata; Lepidosauria; Squamata; Cordylidae
Gene: STAT4
Product: signal transducer and activator of transcription 4
Exons: 24
Coding region: 137-2386 (749 amino acids)
Biological process (GO): cytokine-mediated signaling pathway; regulation of cell population proliferation; regulation of transcription by RNA polymerase II
Molecular function (GO): RNA polymerase II cis-regulatory region sequence-specific DNA binding; DNA-binding transcription factor activity, RNA polymerase II-specific
Source: RefSeq, a predicted model, not a curated record